CGAAAAGGCUAACUUUCAUGUUCAGGCAACUGAAAGUGAACUGAAUGAGUUAACGUUAGGACAAUGGAGAAGGUGUUAUGUGAUGUCCACGGCAGCGUGUGUAUGUUAAAAACGGGCGUUAAAGACGGACCAAAUAAAGGCAGAAGCUUCUACGUCUGUGUUGACAAGCAAGGCUGUGACUUCACUCACGUGGCCCGAAUCUCCCCGUCCCACUGCCUCCAACAUGAAGACUCGAUGGUGGAGCUCCAGGCUCUCACCUACAGUCUACAACAGCAGAGCCACAGGUUGUACUACAGAUGCAUUGUGGGUAAAAAAGCAGCCCAGAAGUGGUGUGGAAACGUUCCGUGGACUGCACCCGAGAAGGAAAAGAGAAACCCUCUAUCCGACACGCAGCUGCAGCCAUCUUGCCUGCCGCCCGUCCGAAACCCCUUCAAAGCCUCCGGCAAGAUGGACGAGGACUCUGAGUGGAGGAGGAUGCAGCGUGGUGGGAGCGAGGAGAAGAGGAACGAGGAGAAGAGGAGCGAGGAGAGAGACGGCGGGGCGAGUCACAAGGCCGAGGGAGGAGAAAGUCGUCAGAAGGAAAACUCGGCGGAUUCAUCAUACCGAGGCAAACGACUUCCACCGGGGAUGAAGGUAAAGAAGAGAGUUUCAGAUGAGGAGAAGAGUCCCAAAGCUAGCGGUGUGGAGAAACUGACCGAUAAAGUGAAAGACAAGACUGAAGAGAACCACACUGAGACGGGAAGAGCAGGAAACGUGGUUUCUACCUCCAGUGUCAAGGCUGUUCAUCCAGAGAAAAAGAAUCCAGCCUCACGGGAUCCUCACAAGGACUCAACUCAACAACCAACCGAGGGUGGAACCGGUCUGGUUGAACAAACUACAAAAGAGAGCGUCUCUAAAUCUGCACCCAGGAGCAGCAGAGACUCUGAUAAAACCAGGAAGUCCAGUCCAACCCAAAUCCACCAAGUCGACGAUGACGACGACGACGAUGAUGUCGUGGUGGUGUCGGUGAAACCCGCUGCUCAGAAAACUCCUCCUGUCUCUGCCGUUCAGAAGACGCUGACCGCCUUCGCUGGGUUCCAGCCGGCGUCUAAAGUCAAGGGUCAGCCGGAAGACCUGCACGACCUCCACACGGCUCAGCUCCAGCAGAAGAAGGCGACUCUGUCGGUGGUGAACGUGGCGGCUCUGCCAGAUAAAGGGGAGCGUCUGAGGACUCAGGUGAAAGAUCUGGAGGACGCUCUGGAGUCUCUGAGCCUCACUGCUGCUGCUCAGCCUGGGUCUCAGGAUGGAGGUGACGGCGGUGAUGCCGGUCUGGGUAGCAGCCAGGUGAACCCUUUCAGCCGGCAGGGCGGCACCAUCCUGCUCCCGGCCCCCCCAGCACCGGGCCCCUCCCAGCACCAGGCCUCCAGCAGCUCCCUGGGGCUCCAGCUGAGUCAGGGGUCCACACAGAUGUAUGGAGCAAACCCAGAGGUCCAGGCCUUUUACGGAGGCAGGAUGACCAACGACCGUCUGCUGGCGGUGAAAAACGCGACAUGUGAGACCAUCGACCAUCUCCACAAGUCCAUGGAGUCCUGCCCCGACGCUGAGGCCGAGGUCCCGGACCCCAAAGGCAUCAAGGUGUUGCUCCUGGCCCAUCAGAAGAGAGCGUUGGCCUGGCUGCUCUGGAGAGAGAACCAGAAUCCCUGCGGAGGAAUUCUGGCGGAUGACAUGGGUCUGGGGAAAACCUUGACUAUGAUCGCUCUCAUACUGGCCAAGAAGAUCAAAGCUAAAGUGGAAGUUGAGAAGAAGGAAGAGAAGAAGCUGGAGGGCUGGAUCUCCAAAUCCGACUCCGGCCUCGUGGUUUCUAAAGGCACCCUGAUCAUCUGUCCCGCCUCCCUGAUCCACCACUGGAAGAGGGAGAUCGAACGACACGUGAAGACGGGCAAGCUGACGGUGUACCUGUACCACGGACCCAACCGGGAGAAAAGGGCCAAAGUGCUGGCUGAUUUUGACGUGGUGGUGACCACGUACAGUCUGGUCUCUAAGGAGAUCCCAGUCCAGAAGGGGGACGCUGAAAACCCCUGCAAAGAUGCUGAUGAAGUGCCGCCACGCUCCGCUCCUCUUCUGCGAGUGACCUGGGCCCGGCUGGUUCUGGACGAAGCCCACAACAUCAAAAACCCCAAAGUGCAGACCUCCAUGGCCAUCUGUCAGCUGAGGGCUGGAGCCCGCUGGGCUGUGACUGGUACACCGAUCCAGAACAACCUGCUGGACAUGUACUCGCUGCUCAAGUUUCUGCGUUGUUCUCCGUUUAAUGAGUUCAAAGUGUGGAAAGCUCAGGUGGACAACGGCUCGAACCGAGGCAGAGAGAGACUCAACAUCCUGACGAAGACUCUGCUGCUCCGACGGACCAAAAACCAGCUGGACUCAAAGGGAAAACCGCUGGUGUCUCUUCCGGACCGGACCUGCGAGGUGCAUCGACUCAAACUGUCCCAGGAUGAACAGGCCGUGUACGAUGUGGUCUUCGCCCAAUCCAGGUCGACUCUGCAGAACUACCUGAAGAGACACGAAGGGAGCGAUGUGACGAAGGGAAACGCUUCCAGUUCUAAUCCCUUUGACAAAGUGGCGCAGGAGUUUGGUGUCUCUCAGACUGACGCCGCUGUGUCGACUUCCCAGCAGCCCCAGCAGGCGUCCAGCACCGUCCACAUCCUGUCUCUGCUGCUGCGCCUCCGUCAGUGCUGCUGUCACCUGUCGCUGCUGAAGAAGGUACACACACACACAC
Anarrhichthys ocellatus (wolf-eel) is the source of this 2755-nucleotide messenger RNA. It is a transcript of the gene ttf2, whose product is annotated as transcription termination factor, RNA polymerase II. The record is from RefSeq and is a predicted model, not a curated record. Lineage: Eukaryota; Metazoa; Chordata; Actinopteri; Perciformes; Anarhichadidae. The annotation marks the transcript as partial. The transcript has 17 exons. Gene Ontology annotation, biological process: DNA repair. Gene Ontology annotation, cellular component: nucleus. Gene Ontology annotation, molecular function: ATP-dependent activity, acting on DNA; zinc ion binding; ATP binding.